This is a messenger RNA of Pantherophis guttatus, 2532 nucleotides long. The record is from RefSeq and is a predicted model, not a curated record. Lineage: Eukaryota; Metazoa; Chordata; Lepidosauria; Squamata; Colubridae.
UUUAUUGCCAUCUGGUUACACAGUAAUUUCAGCCUGAGGUUUACAACGAAUCAUAUGAUGGAAUAUCAACUCACCAGCGGUCGGGUAAUUGGGCAAACAAGAAAUAGUCUGUUAGUACAAUCAUAGGAUAAAGCAGUGAGUAGCAGCAAAGGAAAGGGAGUUAGAAAGGUAACCUUUGAAGGUAAGGAAAAAAUUCUGGAGAAUUUCUACUUUUUUAAAAAAAGGUUUAUAAAAAUAUAUCCUUAACUAAAUUUAAAGUAAGAAGAGCAGUUAAAAGGAAUAGGAGGAAAGGUGGACUUCUCAAGUUCUUUCCUAUGGACCUCUAACAUUAUGAUUAUCUGUUGGGAUACUUCCUAACCAGAUCUGUUCUUUUAGGGAAAAGGAAGAUUUUUUUUCCCUGCAGUUAUCCUUAAUUUUAUUAUGGUUGCCAUCCAUCACUCCUAAUAUUUUAGAAAGAAUAGCUUUAAAAAAAAAAAAACUAGAAUUGUCUCCAAAGAAAGACACUUCUAUUGGGACUAAGAUGAGAAAAUGAAUAUAUGAAAAUCCUUAAAACUUUUUAAACUGUAAAUUUUUAGUAUAGGUGAGGCUGAACACCUAUUUCAAUUCAGAAUAAAAUUAUUGCUCACAAAUUAAGAUUUCUAAAUUUUGUGGAGAAUUUCCAAGAGGGAAAUGGACAUUUUUCUUCUUAUUUGGUCUUUUGAAUGUAAGAAUAGAACUCAGGAAGGAGAGACAAUCAACUUCUACUUGCCUUUUCCUUACAUAAAAUGAACAACCAAAAGAAUAUGACAUAUACCAAGAAUAUUUUGUUUACUAUUGUGGAAUGAAGAUGAGCUGCUCCAAGGAAUGUGACAAGAAGGAGAAGCCUAUUUUGUCUUUUUCUAUAGAAGCAAUCUUAAAAACCCCACCUACUGAUGCUUCCCUCCACAAUACAGCGACCUGCAAUAGUCAAGCUGAAGUGGCUCAAAAGUUCAGUUCUGAGCCACUUUUGGACAGGUAUAAAGAUGACAAGAAAGUGAAGCGUAGAAUUAGGACCACAUUCACAGCAGAGCAGCUCAAGGAAUUGGAGAGAAUCUUCCAAGCUACACACUAUCCAGAUAUCAACAUCCGCAACCAGCUGGCAGCUAAAAUUAAUCUUCCAGAAACCAGAAUUCAGGUUUGGUUCCAAAAUCAACGAGCAAAGUGGAGGAAACAUGAACGAUUUAGCAAUUUUGCAGGUCUGCAGCAUCAGGCUGAAGCUGGUUUUAUUUCAGUCCCAAAGCCAAAAGACCUUUUCAUGAUGCCCAGCAACAGCCUUUUUGGUAUCACCCCUCCUUCAGGAUACUAUUACACACUGAUCCAAGAGCAUUCCAUGCGCGCCUAACUAUCAGACCUGCUAUCUUGGGCCCCAUUGCCAUGGACUCUUUAGCAUUUUCAAAAUCAUCUCUAAUUAUUGACUAUCUUCCUCCUUAUACUGUUCACCCUCUGUUCCUGAACCAGCAAUGGGGUGUGCCACUAUGACUUUCACCGAAUAGAGGAUGAAUUGAAGCAAUGUCUGGUUCUUCUAAACCAGGGGUGUCAAACUGGCAGCCCAUGGGCCAGAUGCAUCACACGCAGGCCACGCCCACCCCAGCUGCAUGAAAGGGAAAAAGUUGUGAUAUGUCACAUGAUGGCAAUGUGACCCAGCAAGUUUGAUACCCGUGUUCUAAACAGAUGCCUUCACUGAACCAGUAUUAUGUAGUAAGUAGUUGUGGGAAUCAGAAUAAUUCCCAUGGCUAUGAUAUUUACAGCUUUAUUAGAAUCUGGUUAGAAUCUCAGCUUAUCUUCAUUGAAAUGAUUGUAAAGAAGUAACAAGUGGUGCUCUUUAAAAGAAAUAUAAGUAGAAUAUUAAAACAACUGUAGACAAAAAUUAUCCUUAAAAUAUAGAGCUAAAAAGCUUCAUGUUGGCUUUGAACAAUGAAUAGAACUAGGUGUAAAUCAGUGGUCCUCAACUUUUUUCACUCCUGGUGUAAAUGAUAAGGCAAUUUUUCAUCAACAUUCAACAAGUCAGUGUUAAUUAUACUCUGCCUGAAACAAUAUACAUUCUCCGUUAACGAACUGUUGUAUUGCAUCCUCUAUGGAAGAGCUAAGACCUUAAGUGAUCAACAAUUGCAAAGUAGGAGUGAUCAGUUUUUAAUUGGCCGGUAGCAUAUUCUAUUCUUCUCUGCAGGGAAAGUUGUUGCAUUUUAAUUGAUCAGAUUGGCCUCUCUAAACUGUAUUAAGCCAUUCAUUCUGCAUCUUUUGACAUUAGCUGUAUUUUUGAUGAGGUAUACAAAAAUUAAGACUAGGGUUAGAAACACCAAAUAUAGCUUUUAAUUAUUUUUUUACCUUUGAAGAAUGGGAUUGGGUGUUUGCUUUAUUAUUUUUCAAGUCUGUAAUAAUGAAUUAUAGAUUAAUGUAUUAGAUGGCAUGUGUGGGAGACAGACAGAAUGAGAAACAGUGAAUUAUAUUGGAUGAAAUAUUGGUUUGGUCUCUUAAGGGAUUUCUUUAAAUGAUUAAAACAUUUAUGAGGGAAAA